CCCCCCCUCCUCGCUGCCACCCAACAGGUGAGCAGCAGCAGGUGUCGUGUUUCCGUACAACUCUAGUGAGUGGCUUUUAAACCGGUAAUAACAACUCUGAUAUCAUAAUGUAAUAUUUUAAACUUACCUACAACCUUCCUUACCGCAGAACACAGGAUACUAAUGUACUCUGAAGGAGGGAAUAAUGGUCAUCUUGUUGGCAUGCACUUGCUUCCUCUUCGCACUUGCUGACGCGUGUGUGAACAGCGAGCACUUUGAGGAGCGCGUGGUCUACGUGGGAGAAGGGACUGGAUACCGUCUGAAAUGCCCUCUGGCCGCCUGGUUGGGGGUCCGGAUCCCGGACUCCCAGCCAGGCGGCCAGAAGGGGGCCGUGACCUGGCUCAGAGACUGCCACGAGCUGCCGCCCCCGCCUCCCCCCGGCCGCUCGGACCCCGGCCCCGGGCUCUUCCUGGAGUUCCCCACCUUGGGCCCUGAGGACCAGGGGAACUACACCUGCCUGCUACCGGACAGCCUCAUCUCCUUCACCGUGCACCUCCUGGUCAAGGAGUCCCAGUGUUCCAGGGCCCCAGAGUUCAUGCCGGGUGGGGGGUUGACCCCCCUCUGGGGACGCCUGGGGUCCACUGUGUGGCUGAACUGCACCGCGCUAGUUCCCUGGGACCCGGCUGAGGAGCCCCCCUGUGCCCCACCCACCCUGCAGUGGAGCAAAGAUGGCCGCCUUCUCACCAACCGUACGGAGCACCCUCGGAAUACUUCUUCAUGGUCUCCCAGUAUUGGACAUGUGACACUAAGCAGUCUCCUGGAGAUCUCUCUGCAGGAGCAGGCAGACUUUGGGCUGUACCUCUGCAUUGUGAGAAACACAUCAGACUCAUUUCAAGUGCAGAACGCAGACCGCCCUAGCCACACUGCUGCUGUCAUCGCCGCAGUGGUCUUUCUCCUGCUCCUCUCUGUGCCGGCGUUGGUCUACUCCAAACAUCACCUGAACAUCAAACUGUGGUACAGGAACACUUACGGAGACUAUGAACUCAACGAUGGUAAAUUGUACGACGCAUACGUCUCCUAUGUGAAUAACGAGUACGACAGAAAGUUUGUACAUUUUAUCCUGAAACCCAACCUGGCGAAACAAGGACACAAGCUGCACCUGAAUGAGAACGACAUCCUCCCUGGAGCAGGUGACUCCUCUCCUACUGUAGCGUGUGAACCUCUCCUCCCUGGAGCAGAGCCGUCCGCAGAGCUGCUGAUGAAUGUCAGCCGGUCCCGGCGGCUGGUGGUAGUCCUGUCCUAUGCCUACCUGGAGCAAGACUGGUGCACUAGGAACUUCAGGCAGGGGCUGCUGCACCUGCUGGAGCUCUCCCCCAAGCCCAUCUUCAUCACGCUGGAGGGGCAGAUGAAGAGGGCCCGGGCGGAGGUGAGGGAGGAGCUGAGGGAGCAGCAGCAUCGCCUCACCCUGCUCACCUGGAAACACAACUCUGUGAGCCUGUCGUCAGUGUUCUGGAAGGAGCUGGUCUUGGCCUUGCCUCGCCGGCUGGACUUCCACUGUGAGUCCGCCAGAGACCCCCAGACCAUGCUGCAGGAGGACAAAGACCCCAUGCUGACCCUGGACCCAGACUACCUGGACUGGCGGUCAGAGGCGGACCCUGCUGGAGACCUCGGCACGGGGCGGCGCCUGCCUGUGUACGGAGCCUCAGGAGCUCCCGUGUUGGGAGCCUUUCCCACGGUGCCGGCGGAGCUCAAACACUCAGACAUCGACGUGUCAGACCUGGGCUCCCGUAACUACGGCGCCCGCACAGACUUCUACUGCCUGGUAACCAAGGAGGACAUGUGACGGUGCUGCUCCAUCACGACUCAGACCCGGACCACACCUUGCUCCAGCUCAGUGCGCAUCACCCGAUAAGAGUAGUGGGCUGUUCCCCAAAUGCAACAUUACAUUGUUUUGUACUAUUUCGUGGAUUCCAUUCACAGAAUAACAUUUGUACAGUUAACCAAAGAAGGUUUUAUGUAGUUAAUUAAAUAGAUUAGUAAACAAUAAAAAGUAUGAAUGAGUCAGAGUUUAUCAUUUAGUUAGCAGAUGGACCUUUUAGACACACCUGGAAUUGUGAUUCACUUGACAAGGUCGCUCCUAUCGAACAGAUGGCAUGAACAUCAACUCAAUGCUGUUUGAAUGCUGUUUGAAUGCUGUAAUUGUCCCCAUUAAGAGGCUGGUUGUUAAGUAUGUAAAAGGUGAUGGCAAGAGCAAACACACAAAGAUCAGGGGACGGGUGUGGCAGCUCAGGACAGGAAUGGUUCCUGUCUGAGCAGGAGAAAUAUGCAGGGAGGGGCCGUCCUUUUACAGUCGCGAUUAGUAACUUAAACGCAAACACCAUGAGGCCAUGACAUCCACCAGGCGCAUCCACCACAGCACUCCUAAAUGCUUUCAUGUAAAAUAAUGAAAUUGGUUGAUGUUCUUUAUUAAAAAUAAAUACAUCUGAUCUUGUGAUAAUA
Messenger RNA from Gadus macrocephalus (Pacific cod), 2478 nucleotides. It is a transcript of the gene sigirr, whose product is annotated as single immunoglobulin and toll-interleukin 1 receptor (TIR) domain. The record is from RefSeq and is a predicted model, not a curated record. NCBI's taxonomy places the organism in Eukaryota, Metazoa, Chordata, Actinopteri, Gadiformes, Gadidae. Gene Ontology annotation, biological process: signal transduction. The transcript has 10 exons. The coding region runs from base 185 to 1822 and encodes 545 amino acids.